AAUGAAGUGGUUCAUAAUCUUUUGUAUUCUAUCGGUGGCACUGCUUUGCAAUGCCGAUAGCAGGGAAAGCAAGGAGAAGAAAUCCCGUAAAACCACUGUCAAAAUGGUUGCCAAGUCGGCAGCUGCAGUAACCACCACAACUACACGCAAGCCAACAACGACAACAACCUCUACAACUACCACUACUACAACAACAACUGUUGCACCAGGUGCCGUUCCGAAUUUUGAUCCAACAAAAAGUUACAUUUGGACCCGUCGAAAUAUUUAUUGCAUGAGUCCUGUUGGCACAGGGGUAGCUUAUAUGACUUCAACUUAUGUACCAUUUUGGUAUGCCUGCUUGGAAGCGAAUCUUCCGAAGUGUAGUUCGUGUGUUGGCUCUAGCACCGGAAAUUGCGCCACCAACUAUUGUCGUGUUUGAAUUUUGUUACAGGAUGGUAAAUAAGAA
Molecule: messenger RNA, 445 nt
Organism: Uranotaenia lowii
Lineage: Eukaryota; Metazoa; Arthropoda; Insecta; Diptera; Culicidae
Product: salivary glue protein Sgs-3-like
Exons: 3
Coding region: 2-418 (138 amino acids)
Source: RefSeq, a predicted model, not a curated record